This is a messenger RNA of Rhinolophus ferrumequinum (greater horseshoe bat), 7957 nucleotides long. RefSeq lists its product as uncharacterized. The coding region runs from base 447 to 4406 and encodes 1319 amino acids. The transcript is spliced from 3 exons. The record is from RefSeq and is a predicted model, not a curated record. Lineage: Eukaryota; Metazoa; Chordata; Mammalia; Chiroptera; Rhinolophidae. Gene Ontology annotation, molecular function: zinc ion binding; nucleic acid binding. Gene Ontology annotation, biological process: virion assembly.
AUCGCUGGGAGCCACAUUAAAGCCCCUUAUUUGCUUGCCUACAUUUUUGAAGAUGUUAGAACAAAGCGCUGUUUUGCUCUGUUUUACCGAGUGGUGUUUUUUUCUCCAGUUUAGGGUGGUAGUUUUCUUUUUUCCCUGUUUAACAGAGCUUGGAGGGAAAUUCCAAGAAGGACCGGAAAGGACUACGGAGGACCUCCAGUAGAUGCAGAGUUACUACCACUUAAGGGUCUCUCGGAGGAACUUUGCCACAAUUUUGUGGGCACCAGUCCAGCAGUUAAGAGCCAACAGAGCACUCGCCACGUAAAGACUCCGGUGAAAGGAUCUCGCUUGCUUGCUUCUGGAUUGGCUGAUCAGGGCUGCGCGCACUCCUGUUUCCUAAAUGACACCUGAAGUGGAGCAGUCCACCCAGUUCUCGGCCCCCUGACUCUAGACUCACCGACUCUAUCAUGGGAAACUCUCCAAGCGUCCCAAGAGAUUCUCCCCUAGGAUGCAUCCUCGCUAAUUGGAAACACUUUAAGUUAGAUAACCUAAAGAAAAAGAAAUUAAUUUCCUUUUGUAAUGUGGCCUGGCCCCAGUAUUCUCUUGGGGAGCAAGAAAAAUGGCCUGUGAAUGGUUCUUUAAAUGAUAAGACCAUUGCCCAGCUGUACCUCUUUUGUCAACGCUCCAACAAAUGGUUGGAAUUUUUCUAUGUUCAGGCUUUUGUGAAACUGCAAAAGGACCUAAAGCACCAACGUUCGUGCCAGGUCUGUGUGGCCUCGCUCUCAAAGAAACCUGACCCCGUGACCCAAUCCUCUUCAGAUUUCAAGCUCCUUGACCCUGUUUUGGCACCUCCUAGUAUGGCUCCAAGGGCCUUCCUCAACCCCUUGCCUCCCAGUCACCCAGUCUCAGUUGCUGAGCCUCUCCCACAUGCCCCUGCUCCUAACCCCUCUGCCCUCUCGGCUCCAAACCGUUCUCCUUUCCCAGCUCCAUCCCCUGCUAGGACCUUGCCUCCCAGUCACCCAGUCUCAGUUGCAGAGCCUCUCCCACAUGCCCCUGCUCCUAACCCCUCUGCCCUCUCGGCUCCAAACCGUUCUCCUUUCCCAGCUCCAUCCCCUGCUAGGACCUUGCCUCCCAGUCACCCAGUCUCAGUUGCUGAGCCUCUCCCCCAUGCCCCUGCUCCUAACCCCUCUGCCCUCUCGGCUCCAAACCGUUCUCCUUUCACAGUUCCAUCCCCUGCUAGGACCUUGCCUCCCAGUCACCCAGUCUCAGUUGCUGAGCCUCUCCCCCAUGCCCCUGCUCCUAACCCCUCUGCCCUCUCGGCUCCAAACCGUUCUCCUUUCCCAGCUCCAUCCCCUGCUAGGACCUUGCCUCCCAGUCACCCAGUCUCAGUUGCUGAGCCUCUCCCACAUGCCCCUGCUCCUAACCCCUCUGCCCCCUCGGCUCCAAACCUUUCUCCUUCCCCAGCUCCAUCCCCUGCUAGGAACAGAGCCGGACUUAGACGACCUCCUCCAGAAACUCCCCCUUCUUUUCCUCCUCCUCCUCCUCCUCCUGCAAAUGGUUGUUUCCCCCUUCAAGAAGUUGCUCACAGAAAUGGGGGAAUUGCUGGAGUCCACAUCCCCUUUUCUGUCACCGACAGGAGCCAAUACAAGGAGAUAUUUGGAAACUUCUCAGAGGACCCCAGUAGGUUUCAGAAUAAAUUUCUUAGGUUUAGUUUAACUUAUUCCCUAACUUGGCAAGACGUCCUGGACAUUCUAACCUACUGUUGUACCCUGGAUGAGAAGGCCCAUAUUUGGGCACAGGCCCGAGAGUAUGCUGAUAGCCUAGUUGUCACUAACUCCCAACAUGACGUGAUCAGAUUGGCGAGGGAGUCAGUCCCAGACCAAAGCCCUCAAUGGGACUAUGGGGAUCGCCUUGGUAGGGCUAGAAUGGAACAUUUUAUUGCCUGUAUAUUAGAGGGCAUGCACAGGUGCCAAGUUAAGCGGGUAAAUUACGAUAAAAUUGAGAUCACCCAGGAGAAGGACGAAAACCCUGCUGUUUUCCUCAACCGGCCCUCUGAAGCCAUGAAAAAGUAUACCAACAUUUACCCUCAGUCAAUAGAAGGAAAGGUGUUAUUGGCCAUGCACUUCAGGACCCAGACUACUCCAGACAUUAAGAGAAAAUUCCCAAACUCAGAAAUCAGACCCUACAUUCCAGUGUCUACCUUGGUGGAGGAGGCCAUCACAGAAUAUAAUCAUCGAGACCAGGCACAGGAAGCCAAGAAAAAGAAGAGAUUAAAAAAGAAAAUCAGACCACUACCUCGAGAUGACCCUAGACCCAGGAGACCAGCCCAACUUAAAUACCAAAGGUGGUCCGGGGUAGGGUGGAACCAAUGUGCUUAUUGUAAAAAGGAAGGACACUGGAAACGAGACUGCCCAGCAAAAAGGAGGAAGCACAAAAACAGGGAAUGCCUUGAUCACCCCAGGAAGCUGGGGCGGGUCAGCAACCCUAAUCGGCCCUCUCUCCCAGCCAACCUCUCGGAAGGGACAACCUCUGACUGGGGAGACCCGAGCGUUCACCCCGCUCUGACUCUUGGAAACUCCAUCACUAUCACACCCGCAGAGCCUUGGGUCACUCCCAAUGUGGCAGGUACGAAAUCUGAGAUUUUACUAAAUCCUAGAGCUGCCUUCUCUGUCCUGACUCGGCCGGGUGGCCCACUCUCCAAUUGUGACUGCACGGUUAGGUGGAUAAACGGGAAGCCUAAGGUAAGACCAUCUACUUUUACCUGUGAUACAGGAUCUAAAACUAUAGAUCACUCUUUUCUUUGUGAACCUGAGUGCCCAAUUCCCCUCAUUGGUGGAGACUUCAUAAGGAAAUUAGGAGCCUCCAUGUUUCUUCAGGAAGGUGUUGACCAAGUCUCAGAACCAGUCCAGGGAAUCCAUUUAUUGGCCCUCCAGACUUCCCCAAAACUGAAGCUUUCCACCCUUCCAGAGGAUAUUAGAGCCCAAGUCAAGGCUACAGUGUGGGAUACUGAUACCCCCGGUCGUGCCAUAAAUGUAGAACCUAUUCAAAUAAAAUUGAAACCAGGAGCAAAAUGCCUGUGGCAGUGCCAAUACCCAUUAAGACCUGAGACCCUGAGGAACAUUCAGUCCCUUCUAGAGAAAUUCCUUAAACAUGGAUUAAUUAGACCUUGCCAAUCUCCCUGGAAUAGCCCGGUCUUCCUGGUAAAGAAGCCCAAUGGGGAACAGCUCUUUGUUCAAGAUCUUCGGGCAGUUAACAAGAUGGUAGUCCCUACUGGCCUAACAAUCCCCAACUGCUAUACGCUCCUCACUCAGAUUCCCAGGGAAACCCAGUACUAUACUGUACUGUAUUUGGAAGAUCCUUUCUUCUGCAUCCCCUUACAUCCAGACUCCCAAGAUUUGUUUGCUUUUGAAUGGAAAAAUCCCAAGACUGGUGAAGUUGCCCAGUAUACCUGGACAGUAUUACCCCAGAGCUUCCGGGAUAGCUCUCAUCUCUUUAGUAAUGCCCUUGCUAAGGAGCUCAGGAAGCUUAAACUUAAAAAUGGGAAAUUGUUACAGUAUAUAAAUAAUUUGCUCAUCACCAGUACCAACUAUCAAGACUCCCAACACAAUACUAUAAUGACCCUAAAUUUUUUAGCCGAGCAGGGAUAUAAGGUAUCCCCCACAAAGGUCCAGAUUUCCCUACAAAAGGUCCAAUAUCUAGGGUUUAUCCUCACCCCAGGAGCCCGGUUGCUGGCCCCAGAUCGCAAAAGGGCAAUCACCUCGUUUCCAGUCCCUACCAACAAAAAAGAACUGCGUAGGUUCCUAGGGGUGGCAGAAUUUUGCCGAAUCUGGAUCCCGAACUUCGGGCUAAUAGUAAAGCCCUUAUAUGCGGCUUUAAAAGGGAAAGAAAGAAAACUCCUACCCUGGGAUCAAAUUUGUCAGCAGGCAUUUGAGACUCUCAAGGCUAAAUUAGACCAAGCCCCUGAACUUCGACUGCCAGACCUGAGGAAGCCGUUCUUCCUUUACAUUCAUGAAGAAAAGGGGAUAGCUUUAGGAGUCUUAACCCAAAAGCAGGGGCUGCUCCAACGACCCAUAGCUUACUUCUCUAAACAAUUAGAUUCGGUGGCCCAGGGUUGGCCCGGCUGCAUAAGGGCUGUGGCUGCCACUGCUAUUUUAGUAAAGGAAGCCUUAAAGUGGACCUUAGGAAAAUGGCCUGAAGUUUUCACUCCCCAUCAGGUGCAGACAGUAUUAAAGGUCAUGGGACAUCGCUGGCUAACAGCAAGACGGAUCAGACAAUACCAGGCUCUACUCCUACAUACCCCUGACCUCACUCUAAGGACUUGCCAGACUUUAGAUCCUGAAACCCUUCUACCCGUUACAGAAGGGAGGGACUUAGAGCAUUCCUGCAUGGAGACUCUAAACAGGUUUAAUAUAGCAGGCCAGAUUUAAAGGAUGUCCCUUCAGAAGAUGCAGAGGAAGAAUGGUUCACCAAUGGGAGCAGCUUUAUAGGAAAGAGCACCUGGAAAGCAGGACAUGCUCUUCAUUGUCAGCCUAGAUAAAGUAAUAGAGGCUAGGGCACUUGCCCUAAUACCUCUGCACAGAAGGCAGAGCUAGCAGCCCUAAUCCAGGCACUACAGUUAGGAAAGGAUAAAAGACUCAACAUUUACCUGACUCUAAAUAUGGGUUUCUCCUACUACAUGCCUAUGUAGCCAUCUGGAAAGUGCAAGGGAUGCUAACUGCAAAAAAUUCCCCCAUUAAACUUAAGGAGCUAAUAUUACUCCUAGAAGCAGUCCAGCUUCCUUCCCAAAUUGUUACACACUGGAGGGGCCACCAGAGAGAUCAUUUUUAAAUUAAUUAUGUAGACCAGGCAGCUUCACAGUUCUUAACACUCAGGAUCCUUGCCCUAACAAUUGGACAGCCAGAUCUUCUCUGGCCUUAAAUAUACUCCCACAGAGAGGUAAGCUGAGAAAGGGGAAUACAGCCUAAAUGAACCAGGGUGGCUAAUAGAUGACAAGACUGGAGUACCUUCCCAGGUGAGGGCUGGCACAACUUGUAAAAUAAAUAACUCCUACCAUCCCUAGCCACCCCUAUCUAGGCCCUUCUAAAUGGCUACACAAUCUUAACCCCACUGCUCAAACUAUAUGGAACUCCAUUAAGGUGUACCUACUGAAUAUCACUUGGCUCCUUCCCCUCCUGGGACCCCUGGAAGCUAUCUUACUUUGAUUAUUUUUGGACCCUUGCCUCUUUAACUUCAUCAAGACUGCCUUUUCGAGGCUACAAUUCCACGUUAAGCUGAUCGUAGUACAAGCCUUCCAGCCCAUCCCAGACAAGGAUCAGAGAAUUUUAUUCCUCCCAAGUAUAGGGACGUAGCAAGAAGUAGUUACAGAAGAAGAGACCUCCAACCCUAAUCCCUAAAUGAUAAGGGCCAAAUGAAAGAGUCUUCUCACUGUAGGAAUUUUAAGUCUCCUUUUCCCUAGUUUCUUAGCUCCCUAGUCCUGAGUCUUAAUCACUUUUUAAAUCUGUUUCUUAAGCAAAAGAUUGUUCCUAGCCUGAAUCCUAGUCUCCUAUUCCCUGCUUCACAUAAUUACCCAGAAGCUUGUGAUUUAUGCUUGUUGAUUGUAAUCACUGUGGCCCAGCAUUCUUUCUAGGCCAUUCGGGGCCCAGCUCCUGGGUGAACAAUGCCACCUAAAUGAUCAGUUAAACCAGAGGAAAAAGCCACAGGCUCCAUGAAGCUGAAUGGAUUUUCCACCACGUCACCCUGCGUCAGUAGCUUGGAGUCCUGCUUCUUGAGCCGAUGCUUUUAAAUAUUAACUAAAAUCUAUCUCCUCAUCUAGGGGCCAUCGGGAUACAAAUGAUGCCCUAGCAAAGCUUCCGGUACAUCCCGACCAAAGAGGUCAACACGGUCUUCCAGGCAGAUCUUGAGACCCCUCCCUCUUAUCAAAGAUCAGAUAGGGCGAGAGUUCCGUGAAUCCCCAAUAGGUAGGGACAACGACCACAUUCAGCAGGAAGCAGAUACAGAAGAAAAGACCACCUUCCCUCAACUUCCCAUAGAGAUUUACGGGGAUCACGCCUCUCGGGGGGAAAUAAGGCAGGCAGUUAAGAGACAGGAAUGGGGUCUCCAAGUCCUCGCCAGUUAGCACCUUUCGAGCCACUCUUGCUGGGGCCCACUCCUAUCCCUUCGGAGUGUACUUUCACUUCUAAUAAACUGCUCUUUCACCACUGCCUUUUGGUGUCCCACUCAAUUCAAGAUAUCCAAAACCUGGACACUGCCGAGAAGGGCCUGUGCUCUGGUAACGUUAAGAAUAAGAAGAUAAAAUAUCGGGGUGGAAAUGAGACAGCAUAGGGACUGGGGCUCCAGGGCCCUUGCAGAUGUGAAAACCACUAUUGUGAAUGUACAGUUGUCCAAAGUUUGACCGGAUAUAACCUUCCUGGGGUGGCAAUAAUGAGCAAUCCGCCAUCUUGCCCCCACAGCGCAGGCGUGAGCAUACCAGGCAACUGCAACUGGAAAAAGUCACCCCAUCCUAAAAUGGGAGAUUCCAGAAGCCUACCUUUUUCAAAAAGACCACUUUGUCCCCAGCUUAUAAAAGCAGCCCAGCAGAGUCACCCCAAGUCAGUCCUGAGGAACUUCCUUUCCUCUGUGCUGCCGCCCCUGUGCUUGAGCAUAAGCUUAACAAAAUUUGGGAAUUUUUCUGGGGUCUCCUCUCGAUUACUAUCUUGGGGAACCCAAGAACUCAGCACUGGUACUAGACUCAUGCCAAACUGCUCACUGGCUAUUUCUACCCAUUUGUCCCAACUAAACCUAUCCAAAUGCAAAUUUAUCCAAACAACCCCCACCCUCUUCGCUCUGUUUCCCUAAAUUGCACCAACAGCCUUCCAGGUGCCUAAGCCAGAAUCAACUCCCUGCAGCUCAACAGCAUAUCCAGUCGGUUACUUCUUUAACGUUUCUUCCCCUUUUUUCCAGUCUCUUAUCUGCUUCAUCAUCCUCUCUUAAACGAGCAGCAGCCCCUGCAGAUUUUUUUGCAUGAUCCUCCACCUGCCUUCCAUAGAAAUCUUUGCCAAAAAUUCUGUUUCUUCCUCCUCAACUUCCCAUUCCUGGGAAUUUUACAUCCCCCACAUCAUUUUCACCCUUCCUGAGGAUCCCAUAAGGACAAGGUGGAAUGCUUUAGAGGAAAGAAUAGACUUAAUUUCUAUUCCUUGAACCCUUUUCUGGUCUCUUUUAUCUUCACCUUUAUUCAACAUUUACAGAGUACAUGCUACUUAUCAAGCAGUGGGUAUACAGAUAACAGGCUAGUACAAAGAACUCUAGUGAGAUGUCUCUAGAAAAUGGAGACAAUCUGAACUCUGGAAGUUACUUAAUACCAGCUGUCUGUAGAGAUUACCUCUGGUAAGAAUGCCGGUAUAGGUUUGUGAAACACCCAAGUACAGUCAAAGGUGAUGGGAGUGUUUCCUCAAUAGUAGAAUAUAACUGAAGAUAAUUCUAACCCAAUCAAUUUAUCAUUUCAGAAGAUGCAUGUAUUAAUAGAAAGAUGUGGUACACAUUUUUAUAAACGGCAAUGACAGGAUUGUAUGCUAGAUACAAAAGUUUGGGCUAUUAUGGAAGGGUCCCUAGUUAUGAAAAUAGCCUUUUCUCACAGCUGGGUGAAAUAUUUCUGAGCACUAACUCUAAGCUCAGAUUCUGUGCUCAAUUAACAACUUUCCCAUUAUUCCAUUUCAAGAUAAAAAUAUGAGACUGAGAAGGGGAGAGCCAGUUAUGGGAAGAUACCUCUAUCACUAGAAGUUAAUGAAUUUGCAUUCUGGACUAUUCAUAAAUUUGUUGUGUGUUUUGUUAGUGCAAGUCUCUCCCCAAGAAGUCAGUCAACUUUUGAAGUUCUGGUCAUGUCAAAUAUUCAGACCUACAGGGUCUGAGUGCAGAUAGUUUGGACCCCACAGUUCUGGCACCCGGAAAAGCCCCUGUUUGAGGGACCCCCCCCCUCUUUGAGACCUGACCUUUUUUUUUUUUU